Molecule: messenger RNA, 2609 nt
Organism: Polypterus senegalus (gray bichir)
Lineage: Eukaryota; Metazoa; Chordata; Cladistia; Polypteriformes; Polypteridae
Gene: agpat5
Product: 1-acylglycerol-3-phosphate O-acyltransferase 5 (lysophosphatidic acid acyltransferase, epsilon)
Exons: 8
Coding region: 372-1469 (365 amino acids)
Cellular component (GO): mitochondrion; endomembrane system
Molecular function (GO): acyltransferase activity
Source: RefSeq, a predicted model, not a curated record
CACUGCGAGGUGCCGCAGGCAGCGUCCAACAUGGAGUCCGUGAGGAGGCGUGAGUGACUUUGUCAAGAGAGAGAAGAAUUGGGCAAACAAAAACGCCACUUCAUCAUUUACAAGUAUUCCGGUGGCACGGGGGCCAGCCUGCGGUGCCCAUAUUAGGUAAAAGGAAAAAAAAAACAAACAACCAAAGCCAGCGAAGAAUGCGACCGCGGAGCGCGCUGAAAAGUCGGCUUUAGAGCACUUUGGGUGACUUUCGAGGGCCGCGUGCGCCGUCUCCGCCUGAGCGAGUGAUCCGAGCGGACGAUGGUGGCGGCGGCUCGCGCCUAAACGACGGGUCUCCAGCGUGCUACACGAUCGUUUGUGCCAGGGCGAAAAUGCUGCUGUCUUUGGUCGUCCACACCUACUCCCUGCGCUACUGGUUUCCAGCGGCUGUCAUGCUGGGCACCGCGCCGGCGUACCUGCUGACCUGGGGCGUCUGGCGGCUGCUCUCCACUGUUGUGCCGGCCAGGCUCUACCACCGAAUGGACGACUUCAUCUACUCCAUCUACCAGAGCAUGGUGCUCUUCUUCUUCGAGAACUACACGGGAGUCGAGGUCAUCGUGUACGGCGAGAUACCAAAGAGGAAGGAGAACGUCGUCUACCUGUCAAACCAUCAGUGUACAGUUGACUGGAUUAUAGCGGACAUGCUGGCCAUCAGACAGGGUGCCAUCGGGCACGUGCGCUACGUGCUGAAGGACGGCCUCAAGUGGCUCCCCUUGUACGGCUGGUACUUCUCUCAGCACGGAGGCGUUUACGUCAAGCGAAGUGCGAAGUUCGACGAAAAAGCAAUGAGGAAGAAACUGGAGUGCCAGAGCGCAGUGGGCGCGCCCAUGUAUCUGGUCAUUUUCCCAGAGGGCACUCGCUAUAACCCAGAGCUCCAGAAAGUCAUCUUGGAUAGUCAAGCCUUCGCCCGUAAGGAAGGUCUCUCAGUAUUAAACCACAUACUCACGCCAAGAGUCAAGGCUGCUCAUAUAGCCGUGGAUGCCAUGAAGUCCCACUUGAAUGCAGUGUACGACGUGACAGUCGCCUACGAAGGAACCGUCGAUGCCAAAGGUGAAAGAAAGACUGCGCCAUCAAUGCCAGAGUUCUUAUGCAAGGAGUGCCCGCGGGUCCACGUGUACUUUGAGCGGGUCGAUGUCAACGACAUUCCUCGGGAGCCGCUGUUCUUUCGGAGAUGGCUACACGAGCGAUUUGAAAUGAAAGACCGGUUGAUGAGCGCCUUCUACCAGUCGGAGGAUCCGGAGCAGAGAAACAAGUUCCCGGGAGAAGGGCACAGGUCGGCGCUCAGCCUGAGGAAGACUCUGCCAUCUCUGCUGUUCCUGGGGGGGCUGACUGUGCCAAUGUUGUUGACGGAGUCGGGAAGGAGGCUCUACCUGAACACCUGGGUCUACGGCACUCUGGUGGGCUGGGCGUGGGUGAACGUGUGCCCGUGAAGACCCCUCAAAGCCUUCAGUCCACGACGAGAGUUUCAGGGACACCUUUUUUUAUUUUGAUGAAUUACGUGCUUCAGAUUCCAAUUUCUAUCGCCUUUUGGCUAAUUAUGUAACCACGCCCACUUUUGUAGACCCCUCCCUGACGGCAGACGUUUGUGACGAGACGUGGAGGAGUGCCAGUGUGCAGAGAUGCCCGCCGUCCUCUCCGUUCUCCUAGCCCAAGGUUUGCUGUGCCCGUCAUUCUGCCACCAUAGUGCUAAUGGGCCCUCGUCCCCCGAGGUCGCUGUGAGGAGUCAGGUGGUCAGCCGUGACGGGUGACGACGACCGCACCCCAACUCGCCAGACGGUGUCAUCGCCAUCUCGGCUGCCGCUCCCCAGUGUCCUGGUCUGAGGUGGCACCGGAUGGCAUUAUGUUCCCGUGGCCCUUGACUUGCCAGUAUAAGUUACAGGACAGUGUUACACUCGACUUGCGCCAUUGCACUUUGUGGAGCCGAGCUGAAUGCCAAAUCGGGGGUCCCGGUGCGCCAAUCGCAGAGCUUUAUGGCUGUGCCGGCCUCGCCCAUUUAGUUAGCAUCUUUAUAUUGCGACUGAUGUGCCCGUUACGUUGGUGUUUUCUGUUGUUGCCAUAUUUGGUGUUCACGUUGUGUUUUCUGAGAACUUCAAGUGGCCAACCUUGAGAGCUGAGCGUGUGCUGUGCCCUCUCCUCUCUUGGCAUUGCCAGCUGCUUUGGAGAGGAGGGCCACCAGUGUGCGUUUGACUAAAGGCGCGGGUCCAGCAGAAGUGAACACCUCAAGUGCCACAACGCUCUGUGCCUUUCGCCGUCUCGCCCGCUUUGUCAUCGCAGCCGACAUUCCUCGCCAGGCGGGACCACCUGUCAGAUGUGCCCACGGUGUCCCUUAGGUGGCACUCGCUGUGUCACUUGGUUACAGACUUGCUGUCACAGCUCUCAAUUACUGAUCCUGCUUUGUUCAUUUCUGUUUCUGAUGAUGAUGAUGAUGAUGAUGUGUGUCAUGUCAUAAAAUGUCCCGUUGAUUUUGCCAGUCAGUAGUGUGUAGUGGCGGAGGGCACGUCGUUCAGUGUGCAUGAUUGCUGUUUGACAAACAAAGAGCCCUGAAAUAAAGGAGGCGGAUUGUAACUCGA